Messenger RNA from Styela clava, 2775 nucleotides. RefSeq lists its product as uncharacterized. NCBI's taxonomy places the organism in Eukaryota, Metazoa, Chordata, Ascidiacea, Stolidobranchia, Styelidae. Gene Ontology annotation, molecular function: oxidoreductase activity; copper ion binding. Gene Ontology annotation, cellular component: plasma membrane. Gene Ontology annotation, biological process: iron ion transport. The record is from RefSeq and is a predicted model, not a curated record.
UUUUACCUUUGUAAUUGUAUAGUUAUUAGUAUUGUACUAUUGUAUCUGGUUUUGAAUGAGCAAAGGAGAAAUGAUGCGUUGUGAACUAAUCCUGAUUGUUUUACAUGCAUUUGGUACAACGUUGAUUCAUAGUAAAGAUCUCCACCCAUGCGACAGACAGUGUGAAUACCCUCCAUCACCAAAAAUUUGUGAAUACGACUUUGUAAUUGAAUGGUACUACACAAUGUCGAAAGCAUGUUACGAUUGUCCAUUUGUUGCAGACGACUGCUCGAGACCUCAUUGUAUUCCUGCGGAUGGUAUUAAUAGACCGUUGGUAACUGUGAACAGACAGUUUCAAGGGCCUUCAAUCAGGGUUUGUUACAAUGAUACUGUACGUGUAGUGGUUGACAAUCAACUCGUUGAUGACGAAAGCGUCACAAUUCAUUGGCAUGGUCUUUUUAUGAAAGACACACCACACAUGGAUGGUGUUCCCAUGAUAACACAGUGUGGCAUCCCAUCCAGAACAACGUUCACUUAUGAGUUUUUAGCAGACCCACCAGGUACUCAUUGGUGGCAUUCGCAUUCUGGCUUUCAACGGGCUGACGGCUUAGCUGGUCCCCUCAUUGUAAACAGACCUCCAGAUCAAGAUCCCCAUCGAGAUUUAUAUGACGUAGAUUCUGACGACUAUGUUAUAUUCUUGAUGGAUUGGUUACAUACAACAACCUUAGAUAGAUAUGCAUCGUCUCAUCAUAAUUUCGGCUUGUUUAUUGGAGAUAAUGUAUUAAUAAACGGGAAAGGUGUUUUCAAAGAAUUUUUCAAUACAACGGCUAACAUCACGUAUUCUACUCCAAGAAAAGUUUUUACUGUUGAAAAGAAUAAACGAUAUAAAUUUCGUAUGAUUAGCAGUGCUGCAUUUUGUUCGUUUGAGGUGUCUAUCGACGGACAUGAACUCAAUGUCAUAGCGACAGAUGGUUAUGACAUCAAGCCAAUGUUAGUUUCGUCGAUUGUAAUCCACAGUGGAGAAAGUUUCGAUUUUGUUGUUGAUGCAUCAAAUGAAAUCUCAAACUACUGGAUUCGUGUACGGGGAUUGGAAAUUUGCGCCAUCUUCGUCAAUGAUUUGACACAGAAAGCUAUUCUGAAGUAUCAAAGUGCUACAGAAGUUGAUAUAAUUGCGUCUCCUAAUUUAACAAGUAAUGUGAAGCAAUUGAACAAUCAAUGGAGCAAUUCCACUGACCCAAACAACAUUCAGAUAACGUCCUUGAUGCCACAGCAUUCUGAUUUAUACCUAGACCAGUCUAGGUACCGAGAUACACCAGACCAAACACAUUUUAUCGGAUUUGACAUCUACAUGAAUGGUCAUCCCUCGUUCAACGAUCCGAAAUUAUAUCCCGAAUACAAGAAACUAUUGUUUCCUAAACUUAACAACAUAUCCUUUGUUGUUCCAAUGUAUCCAAUGUUAACGCAAUCGAAUGAUAUCGAUAAUGAUGAUCUAUGUUUUCCUGAGGCGAGUGAUUGGACUCAAAGUCGUUCUCAAUUUUGUGGCGAUGAAGAGUUUUGUUCUUGUACUCACAUGAUUGACGUUGGUAUUGGUAAUCUUGUUGAGUUGGUAAUUUAUGACGAAGGCGGAUUUCCAUUUGUCGAUGUUGGUCAUCCGAUGCAUCUACACGGACAGCAUUUCAAAGUGGUAGCAAUAAAAAAAGUUGGCGAAUCUCUCUCUCCCGAAUUGGUGAAAGAACUUCAUGCUAACGGCAGUAUUGAAUACAAUUUCAACACAGUUCUGAAAGACACUGUUAUUGUUCCUAACGGUGGAUACACAGUUGUUCGUUUUCUUGCUGAUAAUCCCGGAGUCUGGUUCUUCCAUUGUCAUCUAUCCUUCCAUUUGCAUAUAGGUAUGUCAUUGGUAUUCAGAGUAGGAGAACCUAGUCAAUGGAUCAAGCCUCCAGAAGACUUUCCAAAGUGCGGUACAUGGUCUGACUCUGGAAUUUUGAGUUCUGGACAACAGACACCUUUACCAAACAUAUUACUUAUAUCCAUAAUUAUCCAGAUAGGGUACUUGACAAAAAUAUGCAUAUGAAUGGUGGGAAGACAAUCGUCGGUGGAAUAUGAUUUUGUCAUGCAACAAUGUUUGUAAUUUACUGCAUUAUACAAUGUAAAUUGAACAUAAGUAAAUUUGCCUCUGUUGUAAUUUAUUGGUCUAAAACAGUAAUUGUCCAGUGCCUGCGAGUAGCAAAAGAGCUUUUUAGUUUUAUCCCACGUUUUAGAUAACUAAUACUACGAGUCUUAGCCGAUCGUAACUGGAGAAAUAAUCAGAAUAAAGAUAUGAAAGAAGAGCUAGAUUGCCAUGGAACGAUUUCCAGCUUGGGCUUAAAGCUGUUGAAUAGGAUACUGUUGCACCUUCAGAAAUCACAUCGUCGCUACUUUCUUCGUUAAUUCCUGUAUGUUGAUCAUGAAAACGCGUAAAUAUGUAUACAAGUUUUACUCCUGUACACCUGUGUGCGUCCCAACUUGAGCAGUUACUGUACUUGUACAUAUCGAACGCAGCAUAUAAAAGGAAAAGCAUGAAAAUACAUAGAAGUCAUGUCCCGCUACUAGGAUUUUUUAUGCAUCCGAACAUGCUAAAUCACAUACCUGUACAUGCCUGAUACAGCCUAUCAGCCAAAAUCACCUAAAUAAGCCUACAUGCCAGAUUUCACUUUAGUAUUACUUAAUGUAGAGUUAGAAGGAUUUAAACUUGACAUGUAUAAAGACAAAAAAUCCGUCUCGUGUCAUUGGAUGCUUACGAAGUACGAAUUUUAG